AUGUGGCUCAUGCACGAAAAUGUUCACCCUCUUUUUUGGCGAACGGGUUAUGAAAUGCCGCGCCUCGGAACAUCUUCAGAUUCUGAUGGUGACAACGGUUGGAGAGGGGAGACGUCUAAUCAAAAUCAGAAGCAGAAACAAUCUGUUAAUGCAAAGUGUAACGGUAACAUCGGAGUAAUGUUACUCAAAGCGGUGAUGUCCGCGAGAUACGAGGGGUGCUAG
Messenger RNA from Plasmopara halstedii, 222 nucleotides. RefSeq lists its product as uncharacterized. The coding region runs from base 1 to 222 and encodes 73 amino acids. NCBI's taxonomy places the organism in Eukaryota, Oomycota, Peronosporomycetes, Peronosporales, Peronosporaceae. The record is from RefSeq and is a predicted model, not a curated record. The transcript has 3 exons.